Ziziphus jujuba (common jujube) is the source of this 1882-nucleotide messenger RNA. RefSeq names its product zinc finger CCCH domain-containing protein 6. Gene Ontology annotation, molecular function: metal ion binding. Bases 405 to 1733 code for a protein of 442 amino acids. The record is from RefSeq and is a predicted model, not a curated record. The transcript has 4 exons. NCBI's taxonomy places the organism in Eukaryota, Viridiplantae, Streptophyta, Magnoliopsida, Rosales, Rhamnaceae.
ACAAAGGAAAAAGAGAAAAAAAUUAAAAAAAAGAAGGAAUAAAAAAAAAAGAGAGAAAAGGGACUGAAGGGAACGGCGAAAGACCAAACCAGAGGAUCUAGGGUUCCUUGGAUCACUCUGUGGCGCCUGUAGCCUAUAGAUUGCGAUCCGCCUUUUCUUAUUCUCUGCGAUUAGAUCGCGUAAAAUUUGUACAAUUAGGGUAAGUUAUGUUUAGGGCUUUGAGGACGCAGUAAAGACUUGGUUGUUGUUCCUCCCCCCCCUUGAAUAUGAGAGUAGUAGGGUUUACAUUUUGAUCGGAUAUUGCUCUAUUUGAAACCCUAAAUAAUACCGGGAAUCGGAGCAAGGAACAAAAAAAAAAAAAAGAAAAAAAAAAGUGGUCUUGGAAAUUUAUUGUAUCUCUAAAUAUGCGAGGAUUGCCUAAAUCGAAAAGAGUUUCUUGGGCUUCGGAUGUUAACCUUUGUCAGGUUAGGCUGUUUUUAUCAGAAGAUUCUCCUUCACAAGUUGGUUUAGAUUCUCAAGAUCACCUCCAAGCAAAGACAUCAUGGCCUUUGCAUUCAAGUGGUACAGGCUCUGAUGAUAUUCUACCUCCUGGCUUUGAAGGAGCUCAUCCUGCAAAUCAGUUGCAGACUAAAUUAUCUCAAAUUCCACAAGUGAAAUGGAUACGACCUUCAAGGAUUGUGCUGAAUAUUGCUUGGCAAGUGGUUGCUGGGGAAGACAGCAAAGAGGUGGAGACUCAAAAACAGAGAGAAAUGAGAGUCCUUGAAGCAGUUUAUCCACGCCCAUCAGCCAUUCCUCCAAAUCCCUCUAUUUUGGCGGAUGCAGAAGCCUCUCACUAUGACGAUGAGCAAACUCUGUCAAUACCAAUUACUCCAAUCGAAGACGAAGAUGCAGUAGCUGAUACAUUAUCUAUUUCUGUAGCACCAAGUUCACAGUCCUUUCAACAGUCUCCUGGAAUUCCAUCUUUAUCUCAACAUGGUGUAUUGAACUUAGCUAACCCUCUUGCCACUGAGAGACCAUCAGCUGGAAUGGUUGUUGGUACUGAACCAGAUGUUGCUGCUGCAGCAUCUGCAGCCUAUACUGCAAUUAUGAGUAGCAAUGACCAAGGGAAUUUGAUUGACCAGGAAUUGCUAAUUAAAAUUCUCAGCAAUCCAAAAAUGAUUGAGAGAUUGGUUACAGAUUAUGGAGCAGCUGCCACACAGAGCAUGCCUAUAUCAAGGGCACCUCCAGUGGCCUUACCAGAUCCACCUCCUGCUCACAUUAACAGGACACAAUCCAGCACACCUCUAUCGGGUGCUCUACCAACUGGACCUCUCUACCCUCAGCCAAAUGGGGCAGGCAUGGGACCUCUUCCUAAUCCACGGCUUCCACCGCCCCCGGGCAUUCCGAUUUCCUCCCAACCGUCUGUUGGAGCUCCACCAGCAAAAGACAUAAACUAUUAUAAGAGUUUGAUUCAGCAACAUGGAGGAGACAGGCAAGAGGCACUUCCCCAAUAUGGUAACCGUCAUCAUAGCCACCAAUCGGUGACAAACCAGGAAUCAGUAAAUAGCUAUAAAUCAAGAGAUUCCAAACCUAAGAUAAUGAAACCUUGCAUGUACUUUAAUACCCCAAGGGGUUGUCGGCAUGGAGCCAAUUGUGCUUACCAGCAUGAUACAUCAUUUCAGCAACGGGGUAGUCCUCUGCCUGAUGUGCCAAGUGCAAAGAGAAUGAAAAUGGAUAGGGAGAUUAGCAGUUAAAAAUGUAGUUCAUUAUGUACAUUUUUUUGGACGGAGAGUCUUAUUGCAGCUUAAAUUUUUCUCUUUUCCCAUCGUAAUUUUUAUCGCAAAUUUGCCAAGUUCUAUUGUUUUAAGGCCUUUUAUGAAACAAAAUUUAUAUUUUGGCGAGA